Molecule: messenger RNA, 3263 nt
Organism: Aegilops tauschii subsp. strangulata
Lineage: Eukaryota; Viridiplantae; Streptophyta; Magnoliopsida; Poales; Poaceae
Product: receptor-like protein kinase FERONIA
Biological process (GO): protein phosphorylation
Molecular function (GO): transmembrane receptor protein tyrosine kinase activity; ATP binding
Source: RefSeq, a predicted model, not a curated record
UACCCGAGUACCACGCGAACAAUCCCCCCGAAAAGAAAGCACUGAGCCAGCGCGUGCUCCAUUUCUCGCUACUUUUGCCCACCAAACGCGGCGUGAACCGCCGCCGCCGGGGCCAUCUUCACCUCCCCCGCGGCCCCGAUCUCUCCUCCCACUCCCAGUUCCCACACGGGUGAGCUCGGCCUUCCUUCCUUCCUUCAUGCUCAGGGUUCCGUGGCUUUCUAGGUGUGCCUUCUUCACUGAACAAAUAGUUCUAAGAUCCUCCAUUUUUGUGGACAGUGAAGAAAAUCACAAUGUUCUUGCAUUAUGCAGCUGCGCCUAGAGACUGACAUCCUAUAGCAAGUUGAUUCUGGUACGCCAACCACCGCAAUGGCGUUCCCAGCCCUACCAGUUACCCUCACAUGCCUCAUACUGUUAUCUCUCUUGUCGCUUGCCAUGGCGGCUGAUAACAACUCCACUGGCCUCAUCCUCGUAAAUUGCGGUGCAUCAGUGCAAGGCGACGAUGAUAGUGGCCGUACUUGGGACGGGGACACCGGCUCCAAGUUCGCGCCAUCAUUGAAAGGAGUUGCAGCCACUGCUCCAAACCAAGACCCUUCGCUCCCCUCCACGGUCCCUUUUAUGACCGCACGCAUCUUCACUUCAAACUACACAUAUUCCUUCUCUGUCAAACCAGGCCGCAUGUUCUUGCGCCUCUACUUCUAUCCGGUUGCUUAUCCAAACUAUGCCGUCUCAGAUGCCUUCUUCAGUGUCACGACGCCGAAACUUGUCCUCUUAAAUGACUUCAGUGCUUCGCAAACAGCUCAGGCGAUCACUUCUGCCUUCCUUGUGCGUGAGUUCUCGGUGAAUGUUUCUUCAGGAUCCUCCUUGGACCUCACCUUCGCCCCAUCUGCACAUCGCAAUGGUUCUUACGCAUUUGUGAACGGCAUUGAGAUUGUGCCCACUCCUGACAUCUUCACAGCACCUGACACAAGAAAUGUCGGUGAUAACACAGCCCCAUUCUCAUUCGACACUAGCUCGAGCCUCCAGACUAUGUACCGGCUCAAUGUCGGGGGCCAAGCCAUUUCCCCGAAAGGUGACUUGGGGGGCUUCUACCGCUCAUGGGCCAAUGACGCCCCGUACAUAGCUGGUGGCUCUGGGGUGACCUUCUCCAAAGAUGAUAAUUUGACCAUCACUUAUACAUCCAAAGUGCCGAAGUACACGGCGCCACCUGAUGUCUAUGGUACAGCUCGGUCGAUGGGGCCAACUGCACAGAUCAACCUCAACUACAACCUUACAUGGAUUUUACCGGUUGAUGCGGGGUUCUUUUACCUCCUAAGGUUCCAUUUCUGUGAGAUUCAGUAUCCUAUUAUCAAGAUCAAUCAGAGGUCCUUCUUCAUCUACAUCAACAACCAGACAGCUCAGGAGCAAAUGGAUGUCAUCGUAUGGAGCGGAGGAAUCGGUAGAACAACAUACACGGACUAUGUUAUCAUGGCUGCUGGUUUCGGUCAGGUGGACAUGUGGAUUGCACUCCACCCUGAUCUUUCAAGCAGACCAGAGUAUUUUGAUGCAAUACUGAAUGGUCUGGAGGUCUUCAAGCUACAGAAUUACGGAUCACCGAACAAUCUUUCUGGGCUCAAUCCUCCACUUCCACAAAAGCCAGCUGAUGCCAGUCCCAGCGCGGCAUCUGGCAAAAUGAAAUCGGUCGCGGCCAUCAUAGGUGGAGCUGUUGGUGGUUUCAUAGUGCUACUGGCCGCGUGUUUUGGCGUUUGCAUCAUCUGCAAACGAAAGAACAAGAAGAAGAAGAAGACAUCCAAGGAUCCUGGUGGUAAAUCUGAAGAUGGUCACUGGACUCCUCUCACCGAGUACAGCGGAUCACGAUCAGCCAUGUCGGGAAACACGGCCACCACUGGGUCGACACUGCCAUCCAAUCUCUGCCGCCACUUCACUUUCGCCGACCUUCAGACCGCCACCAAGAACUUCGACCAAGCCUUCCUGCUCGGCAAAGGUGGGUUCGGGAACGUGUACCUCGGGGAGAUCGACAGCGGCACCAAGGUGGCGAUCAAGCGGUGCAACCCGAUGUCGGAGCAGGGCGUCCAUGAGUUCCAGACGGAGAUCGAGAUGCUGUCCAAGCUCCGGCACCGGCACCUCGUGUCCCUCAUCGGCUACUGCGAGGACAAGAGCGAGAUGAUCCUGGUGUACGACUACAUGGCCCACGGCACGCUCCGGGAGCACCUCUACAACACCAAGAACCCGCCGCUGUCGUGGAAGCAGCGGCUGGAGAUCUGCAUCGGCGCCGCCCGGGGCCUCUACUACCUGCACACCGGCGUGAAGCACACCAUCAUCCACCGCGACGUCAAGACCACCAACAUCCUGUUGGACGACAAGUGGGUCGCCAAGGUCUCCGACUUCGGGCUGUCCAAGACGGGCCCCAACAUGGACGCCACCCACGUCAGCACCGUCGUCAAGGGCAGCUUCGGGUACCUCGACCCGGAGUACUUCCGCCGGCAGCAGCUCUCGGAGAAGUCCGACGUCUACUCCUUCGGCGUCGUGCUCUUCGAGGUGCUCUGCGCGCGCCCCGCGCUGAGCCCCACGCUGCCCAAGGAGCAGAUCAGCCUGGCCGACUGGGCGCUGCGCUGCCAGAAGCAGGGCGUGCUCGGCCAGGUCAUCGACCCGGUGCUCCAGGGGAAGAUCGCGCCCCAGUGCUUCCUCAAGUUCACGGACACCGCGGAGAAAUGCGUGGCCGACCGCAGCGUCGACAGGCCGUCCAUGGGCGACGUCCUCUGGAACCUCGAGUUCGCGCUCCAGCUGCAGGAGAGCGAGGAGGACACCGGCAGCCUCACGGAGGGGACGCUGUCGUCGUCCGGCGCGUCGCCCCUCGUCAUGACCAGGCUGCAGUCGGACGAGCCGUCGACGGACGCAAGCACCACCACGACGUCCACGACCACGAUGAGCAUGACGGGGCGGAGCAUCGCGAGCAUGGACUCGGACGGGCUGACCCCGAGCGCCGUUUUCUCGCAGAUCAUGCAUCCGGAUGGCAGGUGAAGUUGGACUGUGACGGUCCCUCUGCGGAUUCAUGGACAACAUUCUUGGUCCACAUUCAUGUUGCAGGUGCUAGUAAUUACUGUAGUAAUUAGACUGCUUAUUAUAGUAUGAUGAUACACACCUUAUGGUAAUUCAGGUACGGAGUCACUUAUUAGGACUCUGUAUGUAUUGUAUGUACCGGACAUCAACGUCAUUGUAACUGUAUAGAUGUCGCCGAGGCAGUGGAGCUGCGCUUCUUAUUACUA